GCUGAUUGGUGAAUGGGCGUGCAUUGGCUGCCUCUCGUAGGCACAGUGACUCUGGCCCAUGUAAUACUAAGUAUUAGGUAAGCAGUGGUGCCUGUGUUUGGCUCCUCCGUCUCUUCUGCUUGUCGCCAUGUUUACGGAAGUGACGCUCCAGUCGAAGUGCUGUUGAGGUUGAGUGAGGUGCGGGGCUCGAGAGCUGCGGCAGGUAAAACGUCACCGGCGGAGAGGAGGCAUGGGUCACGUGACUGCUCAGGAACACCUGAGAUCUAUCAAGUUUGACUGAUUUUCUUUUUCGUAUGGAUGUUUUACUGGCCGAGGUAUUUUUUUUCGGAUCAGAACAUUUUCCAGAGAUGGCAGAAGACCAUGAGGUUUUGAAGCCAGACCAUGUAUCCAAGGAACAAUCACCUGCACAAAAUACCUGCAAAAUAUACACAAGUGUCAGGCACUCACAGACAUUACUUAACGGUCUAGUAGGUCUCCGUGAUGCCGGCAUAUUGUUUGAUGUGGUCCUCAAGUUGGAGGGAAAGUGUUUGGAAGCUCAUAGAAUCCUCUUGGCAGCAUCUUGUGAUUAUUUCAGGGGGAUGUUUGCUGGAGGGUUGAGAGAAAUGGACCAGCACGAAGUGCAGAUCCAUGGCAUAACAUACAGUGCAAUGUGCAGGAUCCUGGAUUUCAUAUACACAUCUGAGCUGGAGUUGGGUGUCCACAAUGUGCAGGAAACGCUGGCUGCAGCUUGCCAACUUCAGAUCUCUGAAGUUAUUGAUUAUUGCUGUGAUUUUCUAAUUUCCUGGGUGGAUGAAGAAAACGUGGUGGAGGUAUACAAACUGGCUGAGCUAUUUCACCUGAAUCAACUUAGUGAAGAGCUGGAUGCAUUUGUUUUGAAAAAUUUUAUUACAUUCUCACGCACACAAAUAUACAGGCAGCUUCCUCUGGAAAAAGUGUACUCUCUACUCAGCAGCAACAGUUUGGAGGUGGGAUCAGAAAAUGAAGUUUAUGAGGGAGCUUUACUCUACCACUACACCUCAGAGCAGGUGGAAACGGAUCAGGUGAGCCUGACGGAGUCUCCAAAGCUACUUGAAACUGUACGCUUCCCUUUGAUGGAGCUGCCAGUCCUGCAGAGGCUACAUGACAAGCUGGGGCCGUGUCCCCUCAAAGUGACAGUGUCUGGUGCUCUGGAAUAUCACAAGAAUGAAAUCAUGCAGCCGGUGCUACAAGGGCCCCACACACAUCUGCGCUCCGAGUUCAACUGCAUAGUGGGAUUUGGAGGAAUGUUCUCCACCCCUUAUACUGUACUGAGUGAUCAGGCCAAAUAUUUGAACCCUCUGAUUGGGGAAUGGAGGCCACUAACAGCCCCUCAAGCCCCACGCAUGUCAAAUCAAGGCAUUGCAGUGCUCAAUAACUUUGUCUAUUUGAUUGGGGGAGACAACAACGUGAGGGGUUACCGUGCUGAAGCACGAUGUUGGAGAUAUGACCCUCGGCACAAUCGUUGGUUUCAGAUCCAGUCCAUGCAGCAGGCCCGUGCUGACUUGUCUGUGUGUAUUAUGGGAAAGUAUAUCUAUGCAAUAGCAGGCAGGGAUUACCAUGAUGAGCUGAAGGAGGUGGAGAGAUAUGAUCCAUACACCAACUCAUGGGAAUAUGUGGCACCACUUCAGAAACAGGUGCAUGCACAUGCUGGGUCAGCACUUGGUGGUAAGAUGUACAUAGCUUGUGGAAGGCGAGGAAAUACAUACCUGAAGGAAACUUGCUGUUAUGACCCAGAAAAAAAUCAAUGGACAUAUGUAGCCUCUGGGCCAGUAAGAAGGGCAUGGCAUGGCAUGGUGUCUCUUCUGGAAAAAACAUAUGUGAUUGGAGGAAGCAACGAUGAUGAGGGCUUUCGACAAGAUGUCCUGGAGGUUGCAUGCUACAACCCAAAAACAGACCAGUGGUCAUUAAUGUGUCCCGUGCCUUCAGGGCAUGGAGAGCCUGGAAUUGCCGUUCUAGACAAGAAAAUUUAUAUCCUAGGAGGCAGAUCACACAACCAAGGAGGUCGCAUGGAUUAUGUACAUAUAUAUGAUGCAGUCAGGGACUUAUGGGAGGAUGGACCUCAGCUGGAGGAUGACAUCUCAGGCAUGGCAGCCUGUGUGCUUACACUUCCCAGAUCUGUGCUCGUUGAUGCUGACGUUUGGACACAAGAGAUGUACAUGCAUUAUAUGGACAGAGUGCAGCAUCCACCUGACAAUGCAUCUGAAGUCAUGAGUGUGUCAGACUGGGAGGACUUGGAUAAUUCUGGUGAAGACUGACAUCACCUGAUAAGACUGCUUUUGUAAGCAUGUUGUUCAUGCAUUCUGCCAUUUGGUUCGAGACAAGUGCAAUCUUCACAUUUGCCUUUUAACUGAUUUUUACCCAUUUGUUGCCUCAUCCCAAUCAUCAUUUUGAUUUUUGAGAUUCCUUUUGUGCAAACUGUUUUGUUUUUCUGUACUGGAAAUUAAGCAAGGUAAAACUUCUUUUUUUUUUUUUUUUUUUUACUUCUAAAGUAUAGUGCCAUUUACAUCUACAUGUAUGCUUGUAAUGGUUUUAUUUGUUUCAAUGUCCUAAUACUUUGCUAGACAACUCAGCAGAACAAUCCUAGCACUUUGCACAGUGACCUAGAGCACUGAGAUCUUUCACAAUAAAUGCAAAAAAUUGCA
This is a messenger RNA of Rana temporaria (common frog), 2660 nucleotides long. It is a transcript of the gene KLHL22, whose product is annotated as kelch like family member 22. The transcript is spliced from 8 exons. Gene Ontology annotation, biological process: cell division; positive regulation of TORC1 signaling; proteasome-mediated ubiquitin-dependent protein catabolic process. The record is from RefSeq and is a predicted model, not a curated record. Gene Ontology annotation, cellular component: cytosol; nucleus; Cul3-RING ubiquitin ligase complex. Bases 294 to 2273 code for a protein of 659 amino acids. Gene Ontology annotation, molecular function: protein binding. NCBI's taxonomy places the organism in Eukaryota, Metazoa, Chordata, Amphibia, Anura, Ranidae.